GUCAAAUGCUGCUGCUUAUUUGGCCAUGCGGAGUCUUCUCUCCUCCGAUUAGUGGCAAACAGCAGCCCAGACAAGACGUCACUGCCAACCGCUGUUCGAUGGACUGGUUCCGUAUAGAUUACUCCCGCGAAACAGCACAACAGCAUACCCAGAAAUCUCAUUAAGCAACCUUCAACAACAUGCCUUCCGCCGACGCUCCAGGCGAGCAAUUCGAGCCUCGCCAAACCUCGACCACCGAUGACUACAAGCCUGAUCCGUCGAAGUCGAUCAAGCUAUCGCCGGCGCGACAGGCACUAGUCGACGACAUCAUCGCCCUCUACUCAUGCGAGCCCACCAUCCGCCGUGUAGAGCGGUACACCCCCGACUGCGUCUACGACGACCAGUUCGUCUACGCCAAUGACCGCUACAAGAUGGCUGGUCAGUGGUUCGCUCUUCCGAAACUGUUCAAUGCGUCGAAGAACGAGGGCUACGAGGUCAUUAAGAAUGACCGCGACUUGAUCCAGUUCAAGAACGAGCAGAGUUGGACAUUCAAGCUCAUCCCGAAGACGGCGACGAUCAAUGCGCUUGUUAGCUUGAGCUUGGAUCCCAGCACGGUGGACAGUGACUUCAUCCAGGUCAAGUACCAUAAGGAUCAGGCGAAUGAUAAGGACUACAGCCACGAGGGUGUUGGCUUUAGCUUUAAGAAGUGGCAAGCGGAUAAUGUGGCUAAGAAUAUGAAUGCGAAGGAAGUAGAGUACUUUGCGAAGGACAAAAGUGCGGCGAAGGAGGAGGUGAAGAGGUAUGGUACUGGCACGGAGGAAGGCAGUGCGCCGAAGAAGGACUUUUAAUGGGCU
Baudoinia panamericana UAMH 10762 is the source of this 833-nucleotide messenger RNA. RefSeq lists its product as uncharacterized. Bases 180 to 827 code for a protein of 215 amino acids. The record is from RefSeq and is a predicted model, not a curated record. Lineage: Eukaryota; Fungi; Ascomycota; Dothideomycetes; Mycosphaerellales; Teratosphaeriaceae. The transcript is spliced from 2 exons.